Molecule: messenger RNA, 5183 nt
Organism: Klebsormidium nitens
Lineage: Eukaryota; Viridiplantae; Streptophyta; Klebsormidiophyceae; Klebsormidiales; Klebsormidiaceae
Source: the annotation of a GenBank genome assembly
GCGGUGGAGCCAGGUGGAGCUGCCAGAAUUCCAAGAAGCGCCUGAGGCUGUAGCAGCGCCUUUCAUCCGCAAAGGCUUCCUGGCCAACAAAGAGCCGUUUCGUGUUGUGCUUGGUCAAUAUUGUGAACCUUGAAACGCACCAGAGCUGCGCAUUUGCCUCGCAAACCUUUCCUCCAGAUCAGGUUGUUCUUGGAGCCAAGCAGAUGAUUUGGACGAGUUCUGCAAGCGGGGGAUCUCUGCUGCUGAGCUGCAGCCUUCGGUUGUGCUAGCCUACCACUCUUCAAAUGGAGUUGCAACGAAGGCCGUGACGGGGACAACAUUGUCAGAGUUAAAGUAAGCCAAGCGCUCUUCUCAUGAGUGUUUGAGGGGCAGUCAAGUGGCUGGCAGCCCCUAGGCGCAUCCAGAAACAUCUGUCAAAAUGGAGGCUUGGCUUCAAACGGAGUUUAACACGAUUCUGGAAGACAAUCAAGAGAGACUUGAAGAGUGGACUGAGGGCAAGGUUCACGUUCUAAUGACCCUUCAGGACGGGAAGUGCGCCAACGUCACCAUAUGCGCACCGCAGUAUGAGUGGCCCCUGAUAGAGACCAUUGGAGCGGCAGGAAAAAAGGAUUUGGAGGUCAUUGACAAUGACACCCGGGGCCUGCGCACGGCCGAGUGUUUCGAGGAAGUGAAGGCCAAGCACGUGGAACUUAAUUCCAUUGUGGCUGCCAUCAUCAAGGUUAUGAAUGACAUGAUUGGGAACAAACUUCCUCGAUCGAAGGCUAUCAAGAAUCCUGACACCGUUCCACCCUUCUACCCUGGACCCCCAAAAGCCUACGCCAAACGCGCUCAGGACAUGAAGCGGUGCCAGCUGAUGAACGUCAUCCACUCCAUCUUCGACUUCAUCCAGCAAUACCAGUGGGGGCCGCAAGACAUCAGAGAUCUACGCGAUGCGCUCGUCAAGGCGGCGUGGCACCCGUUGGCCAGCAGCGUUGGCACGUGGGCCGCCCUAAACUGCUGCUUCCAGGCCCUGGAGGACAAGGCCCGUGCAGCAGCGUACAAAGACCGGAGGAACUUGGAAGACGGGUUGAAACUGGCGCAGCCUUACGUGGGGUGGAGGGCAAUCUGGAAAGAAGUUCCGAAGAAGCACAAGAGGAAGAAGUCUGGGAAGGGAUCAGACGAGGAGGAAGAGGAGGAGCAAGCCGAAGACGAGCAAGAGGACGAGGGGGGUAGCGAGAGCAAGAGGAGGGUUGCCUCGCCAGCGGAGGUAGAAGAAUCUCGCCGGGCGGGGCUCAAGGACGGGCGUCAGCAGGGGGGAGGGUCGCCGAUGCCGCUGCUUCCGGCGCCAAACUUAAGCGGGGGGGGGGGUGAGAACAUCCCAACCUCACCGGAGAGCGUGGCCCUCUCCGGCAGCGUCGGUGCGCGUUCUUCUCUCGCGCCAAGGGGGAACCGUUUGGACGGCCGGCAACGCCGAGGGACUCCCUGGGAGGCUCGCCCGCCUGCGGAAGCCAGCCCACUCUUGAACUCUGUCAUUCCUUGGCUGGAGCCUAUGGAGAUGGGCAACGACGGGGACUGGACUUUCGGCGGCGGCAGCGGGCGCUUCGUUCCGGACCCCAGCAGCAGCAGUCCCCGCGGCACGGAGUCGGAUACGAGCACUUUGAUCCACCUCGGCGGCGGGAGUGGAGUGCGCGGCAGCUCGGGGGGGAUCUCUGACCAGCCCUCCAGUGCAGUGCUUGUCGGACGGUCCGGCGGUUCUUCUCCGCUCCACUUCGGCAGCGAAGACACCCCCUCUGAGUACCGGAAUGGGGCCUCUUGGGGCACGUCCCCGUUGCCAAGUUUCGACAGCAGCACAGAGUGGGAGGAGAUGCUGCCGGAGCUACCCGAGCUAGCGACCGCAGAGGCUGGGAGCAUGCUGGGAGCAAACGGCGCGUCGCACAGCCAGCAGGUGGACUCCCGGGGAUCCCUCUCCCCGGCCCAGGCCGUCUUUACCGGGCACGAGGGAGACUUGUACGAUCCGUUGCCUCCGGCCACCCCCCAGAGCAACACCGCCUUCCACGAGCUGCCGCGUGGGGCUCCUGUGCGCGAGGGCCAUGGGGCGCCUGCUCGUGUCCUCGGGCAGUCCCCUCCGUUCCGGGGAACUGCGCUCCAAUACCAGGGCGGUCUGGACCAGGGGACUCUCCAGCCAGGCGGUUUGUACCCAGGACCAGUCCACCAGGGUGGUGCCGAUCAUGGAGCGGUUCACCAAGUUGGUCCGUACCAGGUGGCUUCGGUCCAAAGGGGUCCGUACCAGACAGCAGUUCACCAGGGCGGUGCCAACCAUGGAGCGGUCCACCCAGGUGGUACGUACCAGGAGGCGGUUCAUCCAGGCGGUGCGUACCAGACGGGGGUUCACCAGGGCGGUGCGUACCAGGAAGCGGGCCACCAAGGAGGUGCGUACCAGGGAGCGGUUCAACACGGCGGUGCGUACCAGGGGGCGGGCCACCAAGGAGGAGGACACCAGGCAGCAGUUUACCAGGGCGGUGCUCAUCGAACAGCGGCCCCCCAAGGUGUUGCGUACCAGGUAACGCUUCCCCAAGGCGGUACGUACCAGGCAGCAGCCCCCCAAGGCGGUCCGUACCACCACGGCGGUGCGAACCAUGCGGCAUUGCACCAAGGGCUCCUCCCCCACGCCCACACUGCGCCGCUGUUGGAACCCACCCCCCAGCUGUAUUACGACCAGUACCCGCUGUCGCGCCCCCAGCCACAACAUCGACAUGCCCGGUCGUUGCCUCCCGCGGAGCCGGGACACAUCCGGGCGCCUCUUUCCCCCGGCCAAGGUCACCGCCAGGCGGAGCCCAUGAUUCAGUACCCCGGGCACAGCAACGUGUUUCCCGGGGGGCAGCCGUGGGAUGAGAGGGGCGGCCCGGGGGCAGCGGUGCCUCCGGAAAGGAUGCAAAGAUUCUCCGUGCCGAACCCUGUGAAGCUUAUGUCCGAUUUUGGCCGUAAGUUCAAAAAGUCCGCCUCUUCACCGCGGGGUGCCGUCGCAGAACGCGGCAUUCCGCAAGGUGGCCCCACUUUCCAGGGUGAGCAGCCCCCCCAACUGCGUCAUUACUACUCAGACCCCCCAAGGUCCGCCCACGUGGAUCCCCGAGCGGUCCAUUACGCCCAGGACCGCCAUCCAGGUCCGUCGCCCACGUACGCCGGCCAGUUCCGGCCCCCCGUUCCGGUCAUGGCAGCCCACACAAAUCCGGCAGACGAAGCGAAGCCUGGCUCCCCCAUGGAACCGUUCCCCAGAGCCAGAGGGAUCCCUCCGGGAAGAGAACGGGGCGCGGGCGCGGCUGCAAGUGCGGAGAGCUUGGUGCGCGACAUGCAGGCACUCAGCCUUCGGCCGGAGCCUGUUCACACCCUGCCACACGGGACGGCGGGGGCUGGUGUGAAGCCGGGAGUGCGCGCAGCGCCGAUUGCGUCGGACGACGGAAAGGCGCACCGGGUGACGGCGCCAGUCCAGACCGACGCUGGCGGUCUGGCAGGCGCAAAGGCGCCCGCCAAAGCGGACGCUGUUGGGGCUGCGGACAGAUCGGACGGUCCAGAGAGCGUCGCCAGCGCUUUGGCCGGUGCGGACGCUGCGGACGGCGCCACGGAGACGGAGGAAUCGGACGGUGAGUACGAGUCCGACGAAUCUUCGGACGGCGCUGAGAGCGACGAGGAGUCGGACGACGGUGACGUCACCACGGACGCUUCGGGCGACCAGUCGGACGGUGCGGACGUGGCGGAGCGGACGGUGCCCGGCCCUGUCGUCACAGAGACGUCUCCUACCGUGCUGGCGGCUCCGGACGUUGCCAACGGUCCGAAUGCCCACUCGUACGCGCACGGAGAGCGGCCCGCCGGCGUUUAUCGCAACGCGCCUGAAGCCGCGCAUUGCUGUGGGGCACAUCAUGUGGUGACCGGUGCUACACCCGCUGCCAGGAACAUCAGCAACUCGGACAACCCCGCCGUCGCGGAAGGCUUCCAGCAGUGCCACGUGGCCAACCCCCACCCGGGGAACGGAAAAUGUUCCGGGGACCGCGGCGCAAAGCUGCCGCCCGGUCGAGCUUACAGGCCCCCGAUGGGCGUAUCGAUCGGAACCGGCGAUUUGGGAGGUUUGUCAGCAAUUGCGGCAGCAGGCCUUCCGGCGGGCGGCUCCGGUAACGGAACGACGGCGAACGGAUGCGGACCAUGGGUAGGCGUCCCGGGCCCGCACUCCGGGCAGCGGGGGUCCGCUUCAGGAGGGGCGUCGAAGAGAGUCUGCGACGAGAAUCUGAGCGAGCGCGCGCGCGCGCAGGGGAGCGCGUAUGAGGACGGACGCACGGAGAGUCCGGCGAGCGUGCUCUUCCAGCCAGGGGUCAUGCAAACAAUAAAAUUUGACUCUUGAAUUGAGGUGAUUGGUCCUCGGGGGAAGAAGAGGGGUGAUUGAGGGUGAUUUAUUGGUGUCAUAAAGUACGGAGCCAUUUGAAACUGACGGGAGCGGUGCAUAGCGGGGACCGUUGCUGCAACAGGGAGGGGUUGAGAGGAGCGGUUCAUUGAGUUGUCUUGCGACGUUGACUUGAGUGAGUGAAUAGGGUCAGGGCACUCGUCGACCAGAUGAUGGGACGCUUGUCGAGCAAUGACGUCAUUGCGGCCCACUUUCGAGCUCGUAGGUCCGAAAUAUAGAAGGUUGAUACAUGGUUGCAGCAAUGCAAUCUCGUUCAAUAACGGUCAGCUUUUGGGUUGCUUAACAUAGGUGCCAUCAAAACCGUCUCGUGUAGAUUAUGUCAGUUGUUAGUUUCCGUGUAUGGUUUGCCAAAAAGGAUGAUUGGUUCGGUUCGGAAUGAACAAGGCCUUUCAAUGCACCUAGGGUACCCCUGCAAGGUGUAAGUUGGCAGCUGGUCAGCGUCUAGCUAGGACCCACAUGUACGCCUAGGGACCGUACAGUGAAAAAAAACGCGGAUUGACAUUUAGUAUAUCAAAAGCAUAAUGAGGCUUCAGCGGUGAGGUACUAGAAUCAUGGGGCAUCCGAGCCUAGGGACAUCAGAUAGUCUAGAGUGUGGGUUGAAAGAACUCGUCCAGCGUGAGCCUUUGCAGAAGAAUAAGUUAGACAGCUUGCCGACAAGAGUGGAGGCGGUCGUAUGUAUUUGAGUACUGCUGUCAUGAUCUAGUGCCGGACAUGAGUGGUACGGUCGUUCUAUUCAAUUUCAGGCCGCCCUGCA